AUGGAGAGGCAGAGGCACUUUGUGCUAGUCCAUGGAGCCUGCCACGGAGCAUGGUGUUGGUAUAAGGUGGCAACUUUGCUUAAAUCAGCUGGUCACCGAGUUACAGCUCUGGACAUGGCUGCUUCUGGGGUCCACCCUAAGCGGGUAGACGAGCUCCAAUCGAUCUCAGACUAUUUUGAGCCAUUGAUGAAAUUCAUGGCAUCUUUGGUACCAGAAGAAAGGGUGAUUCUAGUGGGUCACAGCAGGGGUGGACUGAGUAUAUCUGUUGCAAUGGAAAGGUUCCCUGAGAAAAUUUCUUCUGCAGUCUUUGCAGCAGCUAUCAUGCCAGGUCCUGACUUCAGCUUCACAUCUGCAAGUGAAGAGAUCUUUUAUGCUUGCUACAUUGGAUAUCCAUAUGAUGGUAGCUUUUUCUAUACAAGCCAGCAAAUUAGAUUGGCAAAAUUGUCUGGGUUAGAGAUGGACCUUAAGCUUGAUCUUUUCUUCUUUUCAACCUUGUUGGGCAACUCAAAAAAAGUGGGGGUUACGAAGGAGAAAUAUGGAUCCAUUCCUCGAGCUUAUAUCGUGUGUGAUGAAGAUGUCAUAAUAAAGGAAGCUUUACAGAGAUGGAUGAUUGAAAAUAAUCCACCUGAUGAAGUAAUGGUUGUCCCUGGUUCUGAUCACAUGCUCAUGUUUUCUAGACCUCAAGAGACGUGCUCUUGCCUCCUGGAGAUUGCCAAGAAAUACUUCUGA
This is a messenger RNA of Dovyalis caffra, 729 nucleotides long. The record is from the annotation of a GenBank genome assembly. Lineage: Eukaryota; Viridiplantae; Streptophyta; Magnoliopsida; Malpighiales; Salicaceae.